AUGCCCCCAACCCUCCUCCCCACUACAACCUCCACACUCCCCACCAGAGCAAAUCCGAGUCCGACAAACACGACAGCGGCAGACAAAGAACGAGAUAAACCCGCGCCCUCCAAACCCCGCCCGAUAACUUCGUGUGCCGCUUGUCGCCUCCGCAAGGUCAAGUGCGACCGUCUAACCCCCUGCACAGCCUGCACAACACGCAAACCGCCAACGGAAUGCACAUACUCGACGACGAGCGAGGAGCGCGAGGCGAUUGCGGCGGCGGACCUGAUUGCUGAGCUGCGGGCGACGCGGAAUAGAUUGCAGGGGCAGUUGGCGAACUCGAAGUCGGGUUCGUCUAUGUCUGCGGGCCCUGGUGCUGUUCCUCCUGGUUUUCGGGGUGCGGGAGGAUUACCGACAGGGUAUGAUUCCGGAGAGGGGGAAGAUGCUGCGGCGCUGGAGGCUGUGUAUGCGGUUUUGAGAGAGGGUUCGUGGGAUGUUGCAAGGGAGGUUGUGGGGAAGAUUAGGGGUGGGGAAGGGAUGAGGGGGGUUCUUGGGGAAAUGGAUGGAGGUGGGAGUACGACGACGCAGCUGUAG
This is a messenger RNA of Aspergillus calidoustus, 576 nucleotides long. Lineage: Eukaryota; Fungi; Ascomycota; Eurotiomycetes; Eurotiales; Aspergillaceae. The record is from the annotation of a GenBank genome assembly.